Messenger RNA from Xenia sp. Carnegie-2017, 247 nucleotides. RefSeq names its product cytoskeleton-associated protein 5-like. Lineage: Eukaryota; Metazoa; Cnidaria; Anthozoa; Malacalcyonacea; Xeniidae. The record is from RefSeq and is a predicted model, not a curated record. The transcript has 3 exons. The coding region runs from base 4 to 240 and encodes 78 amino acids.
GAUAUGCACGACUCACUUGGGGAUAUUUUAAAGAAGAUUGGGACCAAGGAGACUACGAAAGAGGGUCUCGUGGCUCUUUACAAUUUUCGACUAAAGCAUAAAGAUGUGGACAUAGAGCCUUUUCUCGAGCAGACGUCGGAUUUCUUUCAAAAAUAUAUCGCUCGAGGUCUCAAAACUAUCGAAGACGAACGCAAGAUUGAUAACACAGAAAAUAUCGAAGUGCGACACACCACCGCAUAAACUACGG